Molecule: messenger RNA, 642 nt
Organism: Olea europaea var. sylvestris
Lineage: Eukaryota; Viridiplantae; Streptophyta; Magnoliopsida; Lamiales; Oleaceae
Exons: 3
Coding region: 1-642 (213 amino acids)
Source: RefSeq, a predicted model, not a curated record
AUGGUUCCAGUCUUUGCCAUAUGGAUAAGAAAUUUCUCACCAAAUUCUUUCCUCCUUCUGAGGCAGCUCAAGUGCGGAGUGAAAUUGGUCAGUUCAGACAAGCUGACUUCGAACCAUUCUAUGAAGCUUGGGAGAGAUUCAAAGAUCUACUUAGAAGAUGCCCCCAGCAUGGUUACAGGAUUGGACACAAAUCGAACUCUUUUACAACAGGAAGGAAAAUUUCUUAGUGACAAAGAGGUUAACCCAAGGGAACACUGCAAUGCUAUCAUCCUAAGGAUUAGUAAAGACGUUCAAGAAAGCAAGCUUAAAGAGGUUGUGGUACCUACACCAGAUCCCAUACUUGUGGAGAAAAAGCUGGUUGAAGAGCAGAAGACUGAGAUAGAGUUCAUAAGGUUCUUGGAGGUCUUCAAGAAACUCUACAUCAACAUUCCUUUUGUGGACGCCUUGACCCAAAUGCCUAGCUAUGCCAAGUUCUUAAAGGAAGUGAUGUCAAAGAAGAGAAAGUCGGAGGAGUUUGAGACAGUUAAGCUGAUAGAAGAGUGUAGUGCCAUUCUCCUAAAGAAGCUCCCUAAAAAAUUGAAAGAGCCAGACAACUUCUACAUUCCUUACACUAUUAGUGGUAUCACAUUUGAUAAAGCAUGA